AUGGCUGCACCUGGCGCCCAGUUCCCUGGUUCCAGUCCCCGCGCUCUCUCCCCUGCUUCCCUGUGCUCACUGUAUGAAGCGCCUUCCACUGCUGAAGGUUCCAUCCAUAGAACGAGAACACACUCCUUCCCCGGGUCAACGUUCCAUCAGCUCAGCCUCCAAUGGCCGGCGAGGGGCUGGAGGAGGAGGAGCUCUGGCUGUAUGGGGGUUCUCCAACUUGUGAUGAAGAAGAUGGCUCCACUCCAAGUCAUAGCAAGUCACCUGAAACUCUUCAGAACACCUCCACAGAGAGUCAAGAUCAGAAAGAAGUAUCACAGAAGGUGUCAAAGAGCUGCAGUGACGACGAUGACGAGGAUAGUGACACAGACAGUGAUGAUGAUGUGGAAGUUACUAUUGGUGACAUUAGAACUGGGGCUCCAUCUUGUAUGACAUCUGCUGGAAAUCUAAAUGUGAAAAGUUAUACUACAGCUGCUAAAUUUCAGCCCAAGGGAAUAGAUUUUUCUGCUCCCGGAUGUAUCAAUGGUUUGCCUGUUAUAGAAGUUGAUCUGGAUUCAUUUGAAGACAAACCUUGGAGGAAACCAGGUGCUGACAUUUCUGACUACUUUAACUAUGGAUUUAAUGAAGCCACGUGGAAAGUGUAUUGUGAAAAACAAAGGAGGCUUCAGAUGGGACUGGACACCGGCCAUCUGCAAAGCAGCCACGAAAACAAAAUAACUGUGCAUCAAGGUAGAACAGAAAAAGGAGCAGAAAAUGGAUGUUUAAAUGCAGAUCUGAAAUCUAACAUGUCUUUAUGCAGGCAAGAAAAAAUCUCAACCAUAACUUCUCCAAACAGGAAGAUAGAAGCAACAACGGAUGCAGUUGGUGGCGUGGUAUGUAAUAUCACCAGAGUGGAGGGCAGGAGAUGGGACAAUCAUGACUCUGAAGACAUUCCCAUUCAGGUUCUUGGCGACCAUGGAUACAAACCACAUGCUCCCAUACACCAUCAACAACCCCCUCCUCCUCUUCUACCACCACCUCCAAAUAUUGCUUCAAAUCCUCAUCCAUUCUCUGGACCGCCUCCUCCGCAUUUUUUUCAGAGGCCGCCUCUUCCUCCCCACCAGAUCACACCAUCCCUGCAGCCACCAGCUUUACUUCCCCCACCACUGGUGCCCCCUCCAUCUCUCCACAUUCAUCCUAUGAAUGGGCCCCACAUUCCAUAUAACAGUAGGCCACCUCAACAACGGCACAACUACAACUCCAUAGAUUCUCGUCUGAUUAACUACCAGCCAGCUGUCUCCACCGCACACAGCCCCUGGGUAACCAACAUUAACAAAGGCACAGGCAGCUUUGGAGGGAAUGAUUGGGCAUCACGGAGACAACGAGAGAGGGACUCUGACCGACCAAGGAACCUAGCUACCAAUAACUACAGGACGUGCGUCAACUCCUUAAAGACACUUCAACCUCUAGUCCUUCCAUGUGAAGAUCGAUACCCACGUUACCACAGAGAAAAAAGCUAUGAGCAUGAGAGAAAGUAUCGGCGCAGUGAGGAGCAUCCACGAGAUCGUAGCUGGGAGAGGGAGGAGAAACCUAGAGGGGAGCAGCGUCAACGAGACCGAGAGGAGAGCAGUAAACACAAGUCUUCACGCCACAAACAAGACAGUGAAGAGCGAGAAAGUCACCGGCGGCACAAACGUAAGAAAAGCAAGCGAGGGAAAGAAGAAAAGAGCAGCUCUGAAGAUAGAUCGGUAGCAACUAGACGCAGCCACCGCGAUUAGUCUCUUUACGACAAUUAACCGAACUUGGUUCAGGAGAAUGUACACUGUGGCAGCUUAAUAUUGUGUGUUGGAAAAGGUUCAAGGAAAACAUACAACUUUAGUACAAAAAUAACUUUACUACAAGGAUCCCAAGAUGGUCUGCCACGUUUAUUUUGGAGACUUUGAGUCUUCUGAAGGAUGGUCAAGUCUUCGUGUUGAUUUUUGCUUUUGUAUUGCUAGAGUUCCUUACAUCAUCAAGUUUUCUUAAGAAUACAUGAGGUUAGAA
This is a messenger RNA of Pelobates fuscus (common spadefoot toad), 2019 nucleotides long. Its product is annotated as pre-mRNA 3'-end-processing factor FIP1-like. The transcript has 15 exons. The record is from RefSeq and is a predicted model, not a curated record. NCBI's taxonomy places the organism in Eukaryota, Metazoa, Chordata, Amphibia, Anura, Pelobatidae. Bases 162 to 1754 code for a protein of 530 amino acids. Gene Ontology annotation, cellular component: mRNA cleavage and polyadenylation specificity factor complex.